ACCUUCAGCAAACACCCAGAGACGCUCUUCAUCAUGUCUGUGUCCCUGCGCGCUCACGUCUUCCUCUUCCUCUUCUCCCUCUCUUCACGGACGGGACUCAGCCGAUAUAUCGAGGACAUCGAGACUUCAGACGGAUUAUUUUCUCUGCUCUCUUUGGACCAGAAGAGAGAAUCAGAGGACUUUAUUUUCCGCAGACCUCUCAGAUGUUUGGACAUGUUGGCCACCGACGGCCAGUUCACUUUCGUGGCGUCUAAACCAGAGCUGGCCUGUGCCACUUUCAUCAUCGCCGAGCCCAGUGAGGUCAUCAACCUGGAGCUCUCUGACGUCAGCAUCGACUGCAGCGCCGGAGACUUUAUCAAGAUGUUUGAUGGUUGGGUUCUGAAAGGAGAGAAGUUCCCCAGCAGGCAGGACCACCAACUCCCUAUGCACCAGCGUUACACAGACUACUGCUCGUCCGCGGGUGCAGGAGCCAGCAGCCGCUCCUCGCAGAAUGUCGCCAUGGUCUUCUUUCGCCUCCACAACCCUGACAGCAGCUUCACCCUCACUGUCAAAAAGUUACACAACCCUUUCCCCUGUAACAUCAUGUCUCAGAAUCCAGAGGGCAGCUUCACCAUGGUGAUGCCACACCAGCGCAGGAACUGCAGCUUCUCCAUCAUCUAUCCUGUGGAGAUCCGCCUGGUGGAGCUGAGCCUGGGGCAGGCCAAAAGCAAUGAGCUCAGUCCACAGAGGCAGGUGUGGACGGGCUGUUCAGGUUCAGGAGACUAUGUGGAGCUGCUGGGGGGGAACGGGGUGGACACCUCAAAGAUGUUCCCUGUAGCUGAUCUCUGUUUCUCUCUCGACGGGCUCGCUCAGAUGAAGAUUGGUUGUGACAACUCGGUGGUGAGGCUGGUGUCCAGUGGGAACUAUAUCAACCAUGUCUCCUUCCAGUACCGACUACUGGAACAACACGAGCUGCCCAAGACCCCCGACAACAGUCUGAAUAACUUCUGCACUGUGGAAUGAAAUCACACUCAUGUACAAAACCACACCUGUUACCAAGCAAACUACACAAUCACACAACAUCCAUCUGGCUGUAAAUACACCCGUUGGACAACCACCUUUGUUAAAUAUUUUGUAUUGUUUUUGCCAAAUGUUUUAUUUAGCAUUCUUAUUAUUUCAACUUUGAUCGGAGCGUAUUUAUGUGAGGACCUUUUUAAACUCAUCACAGUUAUAUUGAUGAGAAUGGAUUUAAUUGUUUUCUUUUUUAGACGUUUGUCAAGAAAAUCUGUGAUACAUUAUUUUUUCUUGGCAGGAGCAUUAACUUUAAAUCCUCUGUCUACUGAUCGUGGUUUAUAUCAAGAGAUUUUACGCAUCUGCUAUUACUUGUGUUUAUGCCCUGACAGUUUCAAAAUAAAUAUGAAUUGCAUGAUAAAGCACCUUUUUUAA
Molecule: messenger RNA, 1425 nt
Organism: Labrus bergylta (ballan wrasse)
Lineage: Eukaryota; Metazoa; Chordata; Actinopteri; Labriformes; Labridae
Product: corticotropin-releasing factor-binding protein
Biological process (GO): negative regulation of corticotropin-releasing hormone receptor activity; hormone-mediated signaling pathway; negative regulation of corticotropin secretion
Molecular function (GO): corticotropin-releasing hormone binding
Source: RefSeq, a predicted model, not a curated record